Molecule: messenger RNA, 2030 nt
Organism: Leucoraja erinaceus (little skate)
Lineage: Eukaryota; Metazoa; Chordata; Chondrichthyes; Rajiformes; Rajidae
Product: calcium-activated chloride channel regulator 1-like
Exons: 9
Coding region: 141-2030 (629 amino acids)
Molecular function (GO): intracellularly calcium-gated chloride channel activity
Source: RefSeq, a predicted model, not a curated record
CACUGUAUCUCGGUACAUGCGACAAUAAACUAAACUGAAACAAAACGUGCAGUGGGAGAGACAAGAAGUGACAAUGUUUUAAAGAGAACCUUCAACAUGGAGGAUGCAACUUGAAUAAGUCUUGUGUUCGUUUCUUUUGAAUGUUGCAGAAAGAGUUCUGCAGGCAAAUAAUAAUAAAAAUGUUGGGGUUUGUCUUCACUUUUAGGUGUUCAAAAGAGAUAAAGGGAAAGCAAGCUGAAUGCGGGGGAGGAUCCUGUCAUUCUUGCGGGAUUGAUAGCAACACAGGACUCCCAAACAGAGAUUGUAUGUUUUUUCCGGACAAAACGCAAACGACAGCGGCUUCAAUAAUGUAUCUCCAAGGAUUGAAAGAUGUGGUUGAAUUCUGUGAUAACAAGACUCACAAUGCUAAAGCACCCAACAUGCAGAACAAAAUGUGCAAUUACAGGAGCACUUGGGACGUGAUCAGCAAGUCAGAUGAUUUCAAGAAUAACCCUCCGGCUAACAUUCCAUCCCUCGUGCCGACAAUAACUCUACUAUAUGUCAAGGACCGAGUGCUGUGCUUAGUUCUCGAUGACUCUGGUAGCAUGAGCAGCGGAAAUCGUAUUGCUAGGCUCCGACAAGCAGCGUCGAUAUUCCUGCUGCAGAUCAUUGAGGAAGGGUCCCAGGUUGGCAUCGUAACUUAUAAUAGCGGGGCAACUAUUAAAACACAUCUGAAAACAGUUGAUAGUGAAGCGGUUCGGAAGGAACUGAUAGGCUUCCUGCCUCCAAGCGCAUAUGGUGGAACAAAUAUUUGUGCAGGGGUUCGAUCUGCUUUCCAGGUCCUUCGCGGAGAUGACAAAGCUACAAAUGGCGAUGAAAUAGUUCUGCUGACCGAUGGGGAGGACUAUUCUAUAAACACUUGCUUCAACGAAGUGAAACAAAGUGGAGCUAUUGUCCACACCAUCGCAUUGGGACCAAGCGCAGCCAAAGAACUGGGAGAACUAUCAAUUAUGACAGAUGGCUUACAGUUUUCGGCCACAGAUAACGUGGAUGAAAAUGGACUAGUUGAUGCAUUCACCGGAUUAGUAUCAGGCAAUGGUGACAUUAACCAGCAGUCAAUCCAGCUUGAAAGUUCUGCAAAGCUCAUCAGCAGUAAUAGUUGGUUAAACGGUACAGUUUUCAUUGAUAAAACCGUUGGGAACGACACGUUCUUUGUAAUGACGUGGGUGAGAAGUACACCAUCCAUCUUAGUUCGUGAUCCUCGGGGAAAGAUCUACGAUGAUACAAGCUUUGACAUAGACAACAUUUUGCUUACAGGACGACUUGCUAUUCCUGGCACUGCAGAGACAGGAUCAUGGAGAUACUCGAUGAAGAAUGUGGAUUCUGUAAACCAGGUUCUGAGCAUCGUUGUGAUGUCCCGCGCAGCGGAUGCUGGUGUUCCACCUGUCACUGUCAAUGCUCAUAUCAAUCAGUGUACAUCAACGUGGCCGAACCCCCUGGUCAUUUUCGCAGAGGUCAGUCACGGCUUUCUGCCAGUCAUUGACGCUAAAGUGUCAGCCACAGUGGAGCGGGCAGAUGGCAAGUCUAUCAUCGUUGACCUUCUGGACAAUGGCGCAGAUCCUGACGCGGUUGAAAACGAUGGCAUUUAUUCUAGAUACUUUGUUAAUUUUGAUGGAAAUGGACGGUACAGCUUCAAAAUAAAUGUUCAAGGAAAAGAUGGAGUGACAAGAUUAUCGGCCAGAAGGCAUGGUCGUGCCCUGUACAUCCCUGGAUAUGUGCAGAAUGGACAAAUUCAACAAAACCCAUCUCGGCCACCGUCCAUUGGUGACAACACUCAGAAACUGGGAAGUUUUCAGAGAGUUAAAUCAGGUGGCACCUGUUUAGUAAGUAAUGUACCUCCUACAGGAUCUAUUCCUGACGUGUUCCCCCCGAGUAAAAUCAUGGAUCUUAAAGCAACAAUAGUCCAGGAUAACAUACAACUGAACUGGACAGCGCCAGGAGGCGAUCUGGAUCAAGGAGAUGGUAAUUCAAAAUUAUUAUUUAAUGUAUAA